This is a messenger RNA of Microthlaspi erraticum, 1308 nucleotides long. The record is from the annotation of a GenBank genome assembly. NCBI's taxonomy places the organism in Eukaryota, Viridiplantae, Streptophyta, Magnoliopsida, Brassicales, Brassicaceae.
AUGGAUUGGAUAAGUGAGUUGCCUGAAGAUCUCCUCUUGAGGAUAUUGUCUUCACUUAGUGCUAAAGAUGUUGCCGCCACAAUGGUUUUGUCAAAACGAUGGAAAUUUCUUUGGAUGCUUGUACCAAAACUCAUAUACGACGAAGAUAUCUCUGGUCAGAAGUAUGAAAGUUUUUCGCGCUUUGUAACCAGUUCUUUGCUGCUCUUGUUGCAAAAGGCUCCACAUCUACAAACUGUGCAUUUCAAAGUCGUCGGUGAUUACAGUCGUGAACGUGAUGUAGAUAUCGGAGAAUGGGCUACAACCGUAGUCAAAAGCGGGGUGCGUGAGCUGAUUAUCGAGACGACUGAUUUAUUUUCACGUCCAGUCACACUUCCUGAGAGCUUCUAUACAUGCUGCAAGAUGCUAGUGACGUUGAAACUAAGCAACGUUGUUCUUCUUGAUGUAUCUUGCUCGUUUUCUUUACCAUCUUUAAAAAGUUUGAGCCUUUUAUCCGUCAAGUACCAGUACCCUGGUGAUGAAAUUGUCAAGACGUUUCUGUCAAGUUGUCAUGUUCUUGAAGACUUGCAUGUGGAACUAUGUCUAUAUGACAAUGUUACCGUUUUCGCCGUGAGAGUGCCUUCUCUAAAGAGUUUAUCAUUGCAUACCGAUGAUCCUGAUUCUGAUUCUGACUCUGAUGAAGAUGGUGGGUUUGUGAUAGAUGAAGAUGGUGGGUUUGUGAUAGAUGCUCCUUCUUUGGAGUGUUUGGACAUUCAUGAUCAUAGCGGUGAGUUUUGUAUCAUUGAGAAUGAUAUGCCUAAGAUUGUAACGGCAAGUUUCGACGUCAGUUAUUCUGUCCCUGCCAAUAUUCUUGGUUCUAUUACUUCAGUCAAGCAUCUCGAUCUAUGUUUAGUAGAUUCAGAGUAUCCUUUAGGUAGUGUCUUCCAUAGUCUUGUUCAUUUAAAGAUAUGCACAUGUCACCCGGAGUGGUUGGAACUACUCAUGUGUCUGCUAAGAUCUUCUCCUAAUCUACAAGCUCUUAGGAUGGACCAGCAUCAUCAUGAACUUUGGGAUGAAGACUCGCGCCCGAGCUGGAUCGAACCGAGCUCAGUUCCUGAAUGCGUGUCAUCGAGUCUUCAAACUCUUUGGGUUGACUAUAAAGGAACAGAUGUUGAAAAAGAAAUGGUGGCAUACAUGUUAAGAAACGCAAACUGUUUAAAGAAGGCAACUAUCUCAUCUGUCUCCAUAGACCCUUGCAAGAAAAUUGAGAUGGUCAAGGAGUUGUCAUCUCUCUCAAGGUGUUCAAGUACAUGUCAUCUUAUAUUUGACUGA